Molecule: messenger RNA, 2027 nt
Organism: Aspergillus heteromorphus CBS 117.55
Lineage: Eukaryota; Fungi; Ascomycota; Eurotiomycetes; Eurotiales; Aspergillaceae
Exons: 3
Coding region: 119-1870 (583 amino acids)
Source: RefSeq, a predicted model, not a curated record
UCUCCUUGAGCCUCUUGUCCCGCCCCUGCCUCACCUUCAGCUCGCUACGUCGCCGGCCCCGAGCUUUACUCAGAAACCCCUCUAUUGUCCGAAACCGCGCCCCUCCUCCCGCCCCGCCAUGCCCUGCUUCAAAGGUCUCGCCGUGAGUAUACACACUCCGGACGGCCCUAUCUCGGAAUAUUCGAUCCAACGCCAGUCUCGAGCCUCUCGCAUAGCCUGCUUCAUCCCCGUGCCGCCGCCCAAGAUCCCCGAGUCCGGCUCCGGUCGACCUGAACAAUCCACUUUCGCCAUCUCCAUCACCCUCCUCAAUCCCGCCCAGGAUGUGCCGUACUCCGCCCCGAAACCGACCCCGGACAACCCCACGCCCAAGCCGAAAGUGGUUGGUGGGCUGCCAGGAUCGACUGGGGAGCGGGGUCAGUACAGCAGCAUGGUGGCUCCGUAUCAGGCGUUGACCAAUUCGCCCAACGAGACGGUCGCCGCCUACAUCUAUUUUGAUGGCCGACAAAAGGAAGAGGUGGCUACUUUGCUGCGCAGAGGCGAGGAGACCUGGGUCAACUCCCGAUGGGUCAGUGUGCCGGAAUCCGAGGGUGGGGGUCUUGCCGAACGCGAGUUCCUUUUCCGCGAAGUCGGGCUCGAGAGAUGGCUGAACGGCCUGGAUCUGGAAGGGAAAGAUGCAGCCGCCAAGAUCGAGCGCAGACGGCAAAAGAUGGAAAAGCGUCGGAUGAAGCGCGAUGAGACUGGUGACUUGAUGAUGGACACCAAGUCGGGCAAGGACGGCAAGGGCAUCAUGCGCUACGGCAACGAUGCGAAGUCCCCGCUGGAAGAUAUCUCCGACGACGACAUGUCUUUCUCCGACUCAGAUGACGAUCCGAUUCCGGAGUCGCAGGGUCAGAUCAAGGUGGCUCUCUUCCGUGUCCUGGCCUCCGGGGAGAUCAAACGGGGCGAAUACUCACCGCAGUUCGAUGCCCAUGAUGACGACGAUGAGGGCCAGGGCGGAAAUGGCAACGGCGAGGACCCGGAUAUCGACCAUACAACGAGCUUUGCGAAGCCGAAAACGCUCGACCCCAAGACGAUCAGCACGCAGACCGUGACUGGAAUCGACGCGUCCGACAAACCGUACGCCGUCUUCACAUUCAUGUACCGCGGUGGACGGCAGUUACAGAAGAUGGGGAUUGUGAAGGACUCCAAAGCACAGGAGACUCCCGGAUCGGCUAAACGCCGGUCAUUACAGACCGAUUUCGCCAACCUCGGUCCACUGAAACCUGGCGGCACGGUUGGAUUUUUGAACUUCCGAGAGAACGCAGAAAACCAGCGCAAGGGCAAGAAGGACAAGAAGGCCGGUCGAGACGAUGAAAUGGAUAGUGACGACGAUGAAGAUGACUCUAUCCUGGGUAAAGCUGAUGAGGAAGAGGGCAAGGAAGACGAUCUGCAUCUCUCCCCGGACGAUAUCAGGAGACAAGGAGAGCUGGCGGAGAGCAUGCGGAAGAUCAAGCUCAAACGACAGCAUUCGUCGGCGUCGCUGGCGACCAACACGCCUCCCGCUGAGGCUGGAAGCCCGCGUGCCGCCGUGGAGACUCCCUCGUCAUCCAACGUUUCCACCACGCCGCCGUCUGUUGCCGCCCCCGUCGCCGCCCCCGAAGCCCCCAAGCCAGCCGUCAAUCCCCUGAAUGGAGGAGGAUUCGUCGGCAGUCCGUUGAAGAAGCAACGGGCAAGCGUAUCGCAAUCGGACGAAGACGCCAUGCGUCGACGGAUCGAAUCCGGUCUUUCGCAGGAAAUCACCAACACCGACCCGGAGCCCAGCUCGCACGCGGCCCAUGCCCUCGGCGCGAACCUGCACAACCCCCAGGAAAACGAGGACGAGGAACUCUAGGCCUAGAGGGACUUUUACUCUUAUGAAGUAGACCCAGACCACGCCAUCUCCAACCAUGUCGACCACAAACCCAACCUAACCAAACCACUCUUCCCUCUCCAAGCCACACCAAACACCACUCUCAAAAUCCUCUCUUCCCUUACUCUUUCUCUUCUUC